Benincasa hispida (wax gourd) is the source of this 1719-nucleotide messenger RNA. The record is from RefSeq and is a predicted model, not a curated record. NCBI's taxonomy places the organism in Eukaryota, Viridiplantae, Streptophyta, Magnoliopsida, Cucurbitales, Cucurbitaceae.
UAAAAUAAUGGAACCACAGAAUCCCAAUCCCAAUAAUACCAAGUUGCUGAUGCAGAAUCUUCUUUUCUUCCCAUAAAAAACCCAAUCCUGAAAUCCUCUGUUCCUUCUACUUCUAUACCACAUUCCCAUGGCUUCCAAUCCUCACUUUCUUCUCUUCCCUUUCAUGGCACAAGGCCACAUGAUCCCCAUGAUCGACCUCGCCAAGCUUCUCGCCUACCGUGGCGCCAUUGUCACCAUCUUCACCACCCCCCUCAAUGCCGCUCGCUACCACUCUGUUUUAGCUCGUGCCAUUGACUCUGGCUUGCAAAUCCAUGUCGCUGAACUCCCAUUUCCUUGCAACAUAGCCGGGCUGCCUGAAGGCUGCGAGAAUUUCGACUUGCUACCAUCAUUUCAUUCCGUCUCCACCUUCUUCAGAGCCACAUAUCUCCUUUACGACCCAUCGGAUGAACUGAUGCAGCAACUCUGCCCCCGACCUACCGCCAUUAUUUCUGAUGUCUGCCUUCCUUGGACUUUACGCCUUGCUCAGAAACACAAUAUUCCCAGGCUUGUUUUCUACAGUUUGAGUUGCUUCUAUUUUCUGUGUAUGCAGAGUUUAGAAACGAAGGAGACCCUUAUUCGUUUCAUCUCUGAUUCCCAAUUUGUAACUUUAGUCGAUCAAUUCAAAUUUCGCAAGGCGCAGCUACCGAAAUUCAUCAGUGAAGAUAUGGUGGCUUUUCUUAAGGAAAUAAACGAAGCUGAUAGGAUGUCAUACGGCGUAAUUUUAAAUACAUUUGAGGAGCUAGAGCAUAAGUAUCUUGCGGAGUAUAAGAAGACGAGAGAAUCUCCGGACAGAUUGUGGUGUGUUGGCCCUGUUUCGCUUUGUAACGACAACAAACUCGACAGAGCUGAAAGAGGAAACAGAGCAUCAAUUGAUGAACACGAAUGCACCAAAUGGCUAGACGAGCAGGACUCAUGUUCGGUGGUUUAUGUUUCAUUGGGAAGCUUGUGUAAUUUGGUGACGGCGCAACUCAUAGAGCUUGGAUUGGGGUUGGAGGCAGCAAACAAGCCAUUCAUUUGGGUCAUACGAAAAGGAAAUUUAACAGAGGAGUUACUGAAAUGGCUGGACGAGUAUGAUUUUGAGGGGAAGAUCAAAGGGAGAGGCGUUUUGAUUCGUGGGUGGGCGCCCCAAGUUUUGAUACUUUCACACUCUGCAAUUGGGUGUUUUUUGACGCACUGUGGUUGGAAUUCGAGCAUCGAAGGGAUAGCGGCAGGGGUUCCGAUGAUCACUUGGCCUCUUUUUGCAGAUCAAAUAUUCAACCAGACGUUGAUUGUGGAGAUUCUCAGAAUCGGCGUAGGUGUAGGGGUAGAAACGGGUGUGCACUGGGGAGAGGAAGAGGAGAAAGGGGUGGUGGUGAAGAGAGAAAAGGUGAGGGAAGCCAUUGAAAUGAUGUUGGAAGGAGAUAACAGAGAAGAGAUGAAGCAGAGAUGCAGAGAGCUGGCGAAGAUGGCAAAGAUGGCGGUAGAAGAAGGCGGCUCCUCCCACCGGAAUCUCACAUGCCUAAUUCAAGAUAAUCGAAAUUUGCUAAAAUUGAACACAAACUCAGAAGUUUAAAUUAUUUCAAAUUUAAUUAUCUGCUGUAGAUGUAUGCAUUUACAUUGCAUGAUGUGUUUUUUAUAUAGUUAUAAGCUCCUAACAAAUUCGACAAUGUGAUUCUAUAAUAUACAUACUGGUCCGAUCAA